Molecule: messenger RNA, 1332 nt
Organism: Phytophthora infestans T30-4
Lineage: Eukaryota; Oomycota; Peronosporomycetes; Peronosporales; Peronosporaceae
Exons: 4
Coding region: 1-1332 (443 amino acids)
Molecular function (GO): nucleic acid binding; zinc ion binding
Source: RefSeq, a predicted model, not a curated record
AUGCGGGGCGAAAACGCGGGCGUGCUCGACGCCUUCAGCGAUAUGAGCGAGUCGUCGGAUAGCGACGAGGAGCUACUGCACGUAAUGGACCCAUCGAACCCGCGAGCGCACCGCUCGGCGCCGUCUUUCGUACAGCCAACGCGCGUGAAGGAAACCAAGACAUCACGGAAUCAGACAGCGUCGCGCUGGGACUCAGACGACGAUGUGGGCGAACCAAUUAGCCCCAGAGUUGGCGUCACGCUGUCCAAAUGGGCACAAGCGCGCUUCCUGGUGCCCGCCAGUCAGCGCAAGAUUCCGGUGUUCGAGGAGCCGCCACUAGAGCCACUAAACGACUUCAUUCUGAGCGACUUUAGCUCGCGACACCGCGGCAACGCGGGUAAUGUGGAAGUGGAGAAGGAGAUUACGGAGGAGGUGCAGCAACAGAACGAGAGCAAUAAAAUGCAGGUCGGUGCUCCUCUAUACUUCGUCACUGACCUGGCCACCAAGUGCUUCCACUGCGGUGAGGUGGGCCACAUGGCCACCGUCUGUAUGAACGACAAGCUGCAGCUUCCAUGCUACUACUGCGCACUACGAGGACACCAGGCGUGGGAAUGUCCCAAUCUGCCGUGUGGCAACUGCCGUCAACUGGGACAUCAAGAGAGGGACUGCGAUAACCGAAGACUGAGUAUCGACCCUUGUGGUGUGUGUGGCCGUCCUGGACACAUUGACGUCGACUGCGACAACGUCGAAGAACCAGCACAAGUGACGUGCAUGGUGUGUACGGAAGUGGGUCACCUGCACUGUGUACCGAUCCCUCCUCCAGCCGAUAGAAGUGUGUACUGUCCGAACUGUGGAGAGAACCACACACUCGACCGAUGCGACACGUACUUGGAGCCUACUGUGACCAACUUUGCCACUCGAACGGCUAGUGGACGCACCGUUCAGACGUGCUUUGUGUGUAACGAGGCUGGUCACAUUGCGGCCGAAUGUCCGGUGCGGUCGAAUGGCUAUACGAGAGGUGGAGGCAGCUGCUUUAAGUGUGGGAAACCUGGCCACUUUGCUGCUGAUUGCUACGAUUCGGGGAACAACGGACGGCGCGUCACUGGGCGUAAACGAGGUCGCGACGUGGAGGACGAGUACCCGGACUACAAUGGCUACUACGAUAAGGAUGAAGACUACUAUUCCUACGACAGAUCUUCCAAAGGAGGGAAGAAGAAUCGCAACAGAGGAGGCUCAUCACGGUCUAGGAACUCCGGGAAAGGCUACGCACGCUUGAACGAAGCCUUGCCGACAAGACCGCACAGAAGCAACAAUAGCUAUGGCGAGCGCAGACGUAACAACUCACGCAGGUAG